Aedes aegypti (yellow fever mosquito) is the source of this 1466-nucleotide messenger RNA. RefSeq names its product astacin-like metalloprotease toxin 2. Gene Ontology annotation, molecular function: metalloendopeptidase activity; zinc ion binding. The coding region runs from base 720 to 1367 and encodes 215 amino acids. The transcript is spliced from 3 exons. Gene Ontology annotation, biological process: proteolysis. Lineage: Eukaryota; Metazoa; Arthropoda; Insecta; Diptera; Culicidae. The record is from RefSeq and is a predicted model, not a curated record.
GAAUCCAUAAAAAUAGGUAUCUUCAAUGCAAAGAUAGACAUUCAAAGAACUAUUCUUGCGAUUGAAUUAAAAAGAAAAAAAAAUGAAGAAAGGGGGUACACCUCCAAGCCACAUUUCAGAUUAAAUCCCAGCUUCGAAUGUAAACGAAACUCACCUAUAAUUUUAACUUACAUUCAAUCCAGAUCAACAAGUUCCGGCAGGUAUUUAAUAAUUUAUCUGCAACCGACAGGAACCUUUCCACACAACGUAUACGAUGACGGCUUUGCAGCAAAGUUCUGUCCGUGUUUGAAGUUUACUUAGCCGGAAUGAAUUAAGGCUGCUCAUUCGUAUGUAUGUUCGUUUCGGUGAAUGCUGUGGAUUGUUUAUGGUACGGUGCCGCAAUGUGGCCAAAAGGUAAAUAUGCCCUGUCUCUGUUGAUGAAAUGUUCUGCUCGGUUGUUUUUGAGUUUUCAUUCUAGUUUACUUUACGAAGUAGCUUUUCCCACAGCUACAUCCUCGAUUGGCAGUGCCAUGCUGGAAAGUUCAGUUGACAAGUAGCUUCCGCUAGAAUGAGGAAUCAUUUAUCUAAAUAAAAGUAUAGACUUUUUAUGAAAAUGUCGAUGCAAUUAGAAUUUAUACUGAUUUUACUAUCCUGUCAGUUAGGUUUCGUUGAAAGUAUGACUAGAAUUUGUAAAAACGAGUGCAAGAAUAUCGAUUGAUGAUUAUCAAUUUCAAGUUUUUAUGCAGGUACAGACAAAAAAUGAAUUGUUUAGAUAUGGCAACACAAUUCAAAAUUUUCUGGAUUCAAAUUAUAAGUGGUUGAACGCGACAGUCAUUUAUCAAAUCGAUGGUCAAUUCUCCAGUGAUGAAAUUCUCACAAUCAAGAGUGCCAUGAACAGCAUGAAUUCAAAUUCGUGCGUUCGUUUCAAAAAACGAACCAACGAAGUAGGCUACGUUAGUAUAACAUCCGAGCCCAGUGGUUGCUGGGCUGAUACUGGGCGAUCUUUGGGAGUUUCGCAACUCAACCUUGGCCCUGGGUGUUUCGACAACGAAGGAACAGUUCUCCACGAGUUGAUGCAUACUUUGGGAUUUUUGCACCAACAUACGCGUCCAGAUCGGGACCAAUACGUGCAGGUGCAGUACGAGAACAUAAUCCAAAGGCCGGAAAUACUGUUCAACUUUGAAAUAAUCGAGCCAUGGACGAGUUUGGCGUUUCCGUUGCCUUACGAUUACGACAGCAUCAUGCACUACAAGCCGUUCAUGUACAGCAUAGACCCUCAGCGAUUGGUUACCGUAGCGUCGAGGAAUCCAACGGUUACUACGAUAGGACAACGCGAUCAACUCAGCACACUCGAUAUCAUUUCAAUCAACUUUCUUUAUUGCGUAUGAACUCAAUGUUACCGUACAGAACAAUACCGCGUUUGUUUGUAUCAAUUUUGAAGAUGCCCUUGAAAAACAGAUUCUGAUUGGGAUUGUUUCCCAUUUCUG